AGGUUAACGCGUCAGAAAAUGGUGAAAACGCUACCCGCGAAGAAAGGGAACUCGAAGAAUAAAGCUGUGAUAAAAGUUUCGGCGAAGAAUGAACUUCGUAGAAAACGAGAGGUAGCUGGAAAGCUUCGAAGGAAAAAUAGGAAAAUCAGUCGUUCGAAGAAACGGAAAGAUAAGUUGAAAUCUACGAUUGAUCCGGGAAGUACCGAAAAAGUCGAUGGUGAGCAUGAAGAUUUGGACGACCUCAUGGACAUGCUCGACCCUGAAUAUAAGUCGACGGCGCGGGAAAAACAUCGUGAUGUGGAGAAUUCAGAGCAAAUCGAGGAUGAUGCUGAAGUUUUUGAAAGGGCGUAUAUCAAUCAACGCAUGAGAAUGUAUGAUGGUCAGCGUAAAAAGAAUCUUCUGCCGAUUAAAACCUCGGAAGGAUUUGUUGCUCGAACAAGAGAUGCAUUGUUCGAAGCAGAGGAGGAGGACGUUGACGAAAAAGAAGACGAUGACUCUACUAGGAUUGAAAAUGAAGAACCAGAAGAAACUGUGCACCUUACGGAAGAAGAACGCAGAGCAAAAUUUGCCGCGAAUGUUGAAGAAAUGCGCAUCAAAAUCGGUGCCUGGAGCAGUUCACUUGUUGAGGAUCCUGAAAAUAAUAUCGAACAUUUGAAACACAUUUUGGCGAUUCUGAACGAAGGCAGGUCUUCGGUCACUCCGGGACUGAGGCAACUCGCAGCAGUUUCUUUGAAAGAAGUGUUCGUUGAUAUAAUCCCUGGAUACUGCAUUCAGUCUCAUGACGUCGAAUCGAAGAAAGUCAAGAAAGAAACGUUGAAACUAUGGAAAUUCGAGAAUGAUCUACUUCACGCCUACAAGUCUUACCUGACUAAACUUGAGAGCUUUGCUGGAUUCUUCAAGCGCCAUAUUUCUAGUCAAGAUCCGGCGAAUCCGAACUUGAUUUCAAAUUUCCGUACUGGUAUCGUUGCGGUGAAUUGCAUGAAAGACCUACUCGUGGCGCAUCCACAAUUCAACUAUGCCGUGAAUUUGACGAAAAUAAUUGUGAACUUGGCUGCUCAUCCACAUCCGGAAAUCGGGCUUCCGUGCAACAAAGCUCUGACUCUUUUGUUCAGACAAGACAACGUUGGUGAAGUCUCCCUGCAGGCAGUGAAGCAGUUGUACGCAUUAUCCAAAAAGAAGAAUUAUCUUUUACCUGCUCGAUUAUUUGAGCCGCUCCUCGCCUUGAGAUUACACCACGUGAAAGCUGACGAAGAAGUACGAGCGGAGAUGCAGCGAAAAAUCUUGGAUAAGCAGCAAGAAAAGCGUCUUUCACGCCGUGAGCAAAAGGAGCGAAAAUUGGUGAAAAUAGUGAAGAAAGAUCUAGAGCUGACGGACGCUGAAGAAAGUGCGCAGAAGAAGGAAAAAUUUCAAACAGAAACUUUGAACGUCGUUUUUACGAUUUAUUUUCGAGUGUUGAAAUCUCGCCCGAAUCCGAAGCUGCUUUCAGCUUGCUUGGAAGGUCUCGCAAAGUAUUCGCAUCUCAUAAACUUGGAUUUCUUCCCGGAUUUGGUGAAUGUUCUUCACGAGUUAGCAUCACAGGCGCUUGUGGAUGAAGCAGACAUGAAUGAUGAUGAUGAUGAUGAGUGUGACAGUGGUUUAGGAGAGGAAGAUGACAAAGCAAUUCGAGUAGGAGCCCGAUUGAACGCUUGGCAGGCGUUGCAUUGUGUGAGAGCAGCGUUUUCGAUCGUGAGCGGAGAAGGAAAGUCCCUAGCGAUCGAACCAAUUCGAUUCUACGCCUUGCUUUAUUAUGCUUUGCUGGCCGUGAAUGCGACAACUCCAGUGCGUGAUCAAUCAGCAACUUUGGACACAUUGGUAACAGCGCUGACGGAUAGACGGAAAGCUUUGUCGACCUCCAGGUGCCUCGCGUUCUGUAAGAGGUUGCUCACCAUGGCAACGCAUCACGCUCAUCCCAUGGCUUUAGCGUAUAUGAACGUUUGCCGCGUUUUCAUGACGACCCAUAAAGCUACUUCGAGCUUGGUUGAUUUUGGGGACGACGGACCAGCAGGAAAGGAUUUGUUCAAUCCUGAGAGCCGGGAUCCGGAACACAGUAUGGCACAAACUGCGAUUGCGUGGGAGCUGGGUGUGCUUCAGGAGCAUUACAAUCCGGUUGUAUCGAAAUUCGCGAGGCAUUUGGCCUGUGGUUGCCCGCCAUCUGGGAAAGGACAUUUGCCAAUGGAACUCGCCAAACUAAACGUGAAAGAGAUUUUCGACGAAUUCGCCAUGGGAGAUGGAACACGAUUCCGUCCAGUGAUUCCACUGCCGCAACCGCCGACAGAGAAGUGUUUCAAGGGACGUUCGCAUGUUUGGAAAGACCCCGAAUUGCGGCGACUGGCGCACGAGGCGGCAAGUGCCAAGUGCGCCUUUGCAAAAUUCGUUAGAAUAAUGGAAGAAGUGAAAAAGUUUCCGUCAGAGCAAGUGUCGGUGUUGGCGCGUCGCAGAAAACGCGCGGAAAGCCAAGCGAAGGAAGCCAAGAAUUUUGCGAGAGCCCGGAAAAUCGACUACAAGAAGAAAAAGAGAACGACAUUCAAGCACUUGGAGGAGUUCAUCCGAAGGGCAGAGAACCGGAUCCAAGACGGGUACCGUGUCCAAAGCUCGUUACAAAGACGAAGAAACCUCGAAAAUGGGCUCGGUGACCUCGUCGUCGUAAUCAUGAUUCGCCCCGUCGAAGGCAAUCAUCCCAGCGUGAAAAAGGUCAUGUCGUUGCUGCGACUCUCUGUCGUCAACUCUGCCGUUUUUCUCCUCGUGAACCCGGCAACCCGGCGAUUGUUGCAGAUUGUCGAGCCCUACGUUACGUGGGGCACGCCUGGUGUGAAAGUUGUGCGGGAUUUGUUGUACAAGCGUGGGAAUUGUUACGUGAACGGGAAACGAACGCCGAUCGUGUCGAACGAGCUGGUGGAGCUUUCCCUCGGGGAACAUCAGGUGAUUUGCAUGGAAGAUUUGUUGAUGCAGAUUGUGACGAAGGGAUCCGGUUUUGAGCAUUGCGUUGACUUUUUGGCGCCGUUCAGGCUAAAUUUGCCGACCGGUAAUUGGAAGAAAUCUAAGGAACUCUUUUCAAAGGGCGGUGAAUGUGGUGACAGAGGUGAAGAGAUAAAUGGUUUGUUGGAGAGAAUGAUUUAGUUCUGUCGGUUAAUAAUAAAAUGAUGGGAAUUUUUCCACUUCAA
Messenger RNA from Notodromas monacha, 3200 nucleotides. NCBI's taxonomy places the organism in Eukaryota, Metazoa, Arthropoda, Ostracoda, Podocopida, Cyprididae. The record is from the annotation of a GenBank genome assembly.